Molecule: messenger RNA, 2802 nt
Organism: Diabrotica balteata
Lineage: Eukaryota; Metazoa; Arthropoda; Insecta; Coleoptera; Chrysomelidae
Source: the annotation of a GenBank genome assembly
GAUCUUUGGUUGGGUUAAAAAAUUUGUAUGAAAUAAAAAAUAACAAAUCGAUGACACAUUUUUGUAAUAAAAUUUUACUUAAUCAUUAAGAGAAAUUUAAAAAUGGAUGAUAAGGAAAUGCUGAAUAGUGAAAAUAAUGUACCAGAAGAUAUACACGUAAUAAUCAAUCGCUUAGAAAAUGGAGAUUAUCAUUCUUCAAACAAUAUUCCUGUAAGAGAAGUAGUAGAAAAGGUGUCAGAGUUUUCCAAUCUUCUCAAUGGCAAAGGAAGAUUGGCUUUACUUCAUGCAAACGCAAGUGAAUCCCAAGAAUUGGUGCCUUUAAUGUUAUCAUUAAAAAAGAAUAUCAAAAAUACAUUAUUAGAAAUCGGUCAAUCACAAAUAAAAAAAAUCCGUAAUUAUGUUUGUCCAAAAUGUGGGGAAAUAAUUAAAAUUCCUCCCUAUGUUGAUAACUGGACAUACAUUCAAGAUCAUGAACAUUUUGAAGAAUUAUAUGUAAACUUUUUGGAAGGAUCAAUGACUGUUUCAACAGAUAUGGAGAAAGAAUCAAGAGCAAGUAUCAGUGGAGAAUAUUUGGACGAAAGUGAUUUGUUGGAUAAUGAACAUACAGAUAGUGGUAUUGAUUAUGAAGAAGGUGUACAUGAAGCUUUAUCUGCAGAUGAGGAAGAACCUCUUGGAAGUAAUACAUUCAGGUUUAACUUCAAACCCCAAUAUGAUCCUGUCGUCGAAUCAACGCUGUAUCCGGAUUCGUUCAAAUCGUUAAAAAAAUUCGACAGUUGCCAAUACAUCUGCAUACAAAAAGUUAAUUCAUACAGAGCCUUCUGUCUUCUAUGUUGCUGUGAUUUGGUUACUAAAAAUGCUGCAAAGAGGAUUUCUGUAAAACAUUGUGUUAAUCACGUUUUGGGUCAACGUCAUACAAAGGCGUGCAUCGAUGAAUUAAGUUCGAGAGCAUUGGAAAAUUAUCAUCAGUUGUUUUGGAACCUAGAACUUCCUUAUCAAGCGCACCAGGUAUACUUUACACCAAAAACAGCUACCUCUUUAGAGUGUCGCUUAUGCUGCGCAACUGUACAACACAAAAACUUAAUUGAGCAUGUACAAGGGAAAAUGCAUAAGAAUAUCAUAUUGGAUUUAUUUAAUAGUAAAAAUUUAUCCGAAUAUUAUCUGUUAGAACACCAUCUAAGUAUGUACGGCAUAAAUACUGAGAAAUUAAAACCUAAAGAUUCAACAAAAGAAACUCCGGAGAAAAAACCUAGGGAACGAAGACGGAAAAGCAGAUCCACUUCGAGAAAUGAAGACGUAGUCGAAGUUGAGCAUGUCUUUGUACGGGCUUUUCCCUAUCCUCCAACGAACACCUCAACAGAUCUUAUUCCAAACAGAUAUGCCGCACAUAUUAAAUUCUUUAAAGAUAGGGGCACCUAUUUUGGCUGUGAUGCGUGUAAAUUUAACGUUAAAAAGACUAGAGCUGAUUUAAAGAACCACAUUUUGUCAGAGCGGCAUCAGAAAUCUUCUCAAAUUAAAACGCCUGCAUAUAAAUAUUUAUGCGAACCUUGCCAACAUAUCCUGAAAGACGAAAAUGAUUGGGACAAACAUUUCAGUGGAAAUCAACAUCGACAUUCCAAACAGCCACAAAGUCGAAUGGAUAAAUUUGCUGAGUACGAGUGCACUACUUGUAAUCAUGUAAUUUUCGGCGAUGAGAUAUCCACAACGCGGCAUAAAACAAAAGCAGGAGUAGGAAAAAGAGAAAAACCCUCCGAACCCAAACUCACCGACGAAAUUAAAAACCUGUUCAAAAAUACGGAAGAUAUUGAAGAAGAAUGUGAACGAUUGAUGGCUAACAACACCUUGAUGUCUAUACAAAAAACUAAGGAUUGUACCAAACGAAUAGAAGAAGUGCUGGCAACCGUUCUAGAUCAGUGCAAAGCGUAUCCUUUUGGUUCAAGAGAAUCUGGACUUGGAAAUGAUAAAAGUGACUUGGAUUUAUACAUCGAUGUAGGAGGUAUGUAUUACGGAGACAAGAACCAGGAUGCUUUAUUUCAAGCCCAUAUUGUAAAACAAGUUGAGAGUAUUUUAAGCAAACAUCGAACUGAAUUUUCAAAAAUCAUUACGGUACCAGGAGCUAGAACCCCAAUUGUUAAAGUACACCAUAUUUCCACUGGAAUAGACUGCGAUUUAUCUUUCAGACAUGGAUUGAGCGUCGAAAAUACUAAAUUUUUAAAAAAAUGUUUGGAAAUCCAACCGAUUACCCAACCGUUAAUCUUGAUCUUGAAGAAAUGGUUACAAUUUACCCAAAUGUCAGAGCAUAUAACAACUUAUGCAUUGGCAACGUUGGUGAUAUUUUAUUUGCAAGUAAAUGGCUAUUUGUUGUCCGUUAAACAACUCAAUGAAUUAAAUCCAGAACCGGCACCAGUUAUUAGUGGAUGGAAAACUAUACAAUACACAGCGCCUUUAGAAGUUAUGAAGAGUCAAGUUAUUCAGUACAGUGGUUCAGUUGUACCUCUUCUAAAAGGGUUCUUUAAGUAUUAUGCUUCAUUUAACUAUUUUGAUGAUACCGUUUGUCCGUUAUUGGGAUGCACCAUCCAAAGAAAAUUAUUCGAGGAUCCCAGAAAGCUACCGCCAGAAAUGAAAUCGUAUGUGAAGCAAUUGCGAGGAGAGGAGCCCGAAGAGUUUAGACAUCUGUCUCCGUUUCGUAUACAAGAUCCAUUUGAUCUAAGUCAUAACCUUACCAAAGCUUGUCAAGGGGUCAGUUUGACUGCGUUUAAAAAGUAUUGUAAUUUGACAUAUGAAUACUUGUGCAAAAUAGAAUAA